Orbilia oligospora ATCC 24927 is the source of this 1179-nucleotide messenger RNA. RefSeq lists its product as uncharacterized. The coding region runs from base 1 to 1179 and encodes 392 amino acids. The record is from RefSeq and is a predicted model, not a curated record. Gene Ontology annotation, molecular function: hydrolase activity. NCBI's taxonomy places the organism in Eukaryota, Fungi, Ascomycota, Orbiliomycetes, Orbiliales, Orbiliaceae. The transcript has 2 exons.
AUGUUCCCUCCACCGGACGAACCGUCGAUGUCGACGAAGAAGACGAGGAAGACGAGGUUCAUAUGUAUGGGUGAUACGCAUAAUUUAUCGCCGUAUCAAGGUGGGUUUAAGGUACCGAAGGGCGAUGUGCUGAUCCAUGCUGGGGAUAUGACGAAGCAAGGAACGUAUGCGGAGUUGAAGAAGACGGUUGAUUGGAUUGAGAGGCUGGUGAAGGAAGGUGUGGUUGAGAAGGCCAUUGUUAUUGCUGGAAACCACGAGCUAACCCUCGACCCCCCGUUCUACACCUCAUAUGGACACAAUUGGCAUACCCAAGAUCCACAAGACUCUGAUACAUGUCUUUCUCUGUUCGCUCCACCGACUCUUCAUCCCUCAAUUACCUUCUUGGACCACUCAUCGGCUCAUAUAGCCCUCACUUCUCCUACCGGUCCUGGUACUCAUUUCAAAAUCUUCGGUUCACCAUAUACGCCCAUCCACAUCACAAAGGUUAAUGAACUCUGCGAAGGCAGUAGAUGGGCGUUUCAGUAUCCACCUUUUCCGGCGACGAGGUCUGAAGAGAUCUGGGAUGAUAUCCCAGCGGAUACAGAUGUACUAAUAACCCACGGCCCGCCGUAUUCACACCUGGACGGCUGGCCAAUAUCGGUUGGUCGCCACGGAUCAGUCGAAACCCACAAAGGCUGCGAAGGGCUCCGAAGGGCUUGUUGGAAGAUUAGACCCAAACUCCACGUUUUUGGGCAUAUCCACGAGGGAAGAGGGGUUCAAAGAGUCAUGUGGCGUGAUGGAAAACACGUGGUCGGCAUGGAGGAAGGUUGUGCAUGUUCCUACCUUGAAGCCGAAGAAGAAGGGGAUAAACUAAGGAUUACUUCACCUGGCAGUGGAAAAGUGGAUGAAGAGGGAAGAUUAAGUAUUGGGACUAAACAGAUGGCGGAGAAGGUAGAAGGGUUUACACAUGAUCACGCACAGAUGGAGUGGAUUGAUCCUGGUGCAGUUGAUGAACGAAUCUCGGGGAAGAUGAGUGUAGUUGAUGUUACGAAGAGGACUAGGAUGUUCGGAGGGGUUGGGUUAAGGGAAGGGGAGACUUUGAUGGUUAAUGCGUCUAUCAUGAGAAGUGCUUGGCCAUACAAGGAGGUUAAUAAAGUCGUGGUUGUGGAUAUGGAUUUGGAAGUUUGGAACGGAGGUUAA